Carassius gibelio (silver crucian carp) is the source of this 1577-nucleotide messenger RNA. Its product is annotated as required for meiotic nuclear division protein 1 homolog. Gene Ontology annotation, biological process: positive regulation of mitochondrial translation. The transcript has 12 exons. The coding region runs from base 171 to 1421 and encodes 416 amino acids. Lineage: Eukaryota; Metazoa; Chordata; Actinopteri; Cypriniformes; Cyprinidae. The record is from RefSeq and is a predicted model, not a curated record.
GGACGACGUCAUCAAAAUACAGGAAGUGCCCGGAUCACUGAUGCACUCACUGCAGACCGGACUGUCAAACUGUGUGUGAAUGUUUGAGAAUGUUGCCACCUUUGUAUCUCCAGUGUAACACUUUCUGUCACCGAACGUUCUAAUAUUUGGCGGGACGGGACGCGACAGGCAUGUCUCUCAAGAGUUUCUGGAGGUUACAUCGGCCUUUGAAAAUGACACAAGCCUGUGGAUUUGCUCUCAGGACACUAAAUGGAUUAAACAGUGUCACUGCCAAGAGGUUAAACUGCACAACACUGGCAUCCAGUGCAUCUAAGUUAAACUUUCUCAAAGACUGGAGGAAUUUAAACACCAGUUUACACAACCAUAGAUGCUUGUUGCUGAGGGGAGUGUGUCAGAGACCACAUUUUGAAAUGCUGGCUCCUUUAAAUGUAAAAUCCAGUUUAGAAAUGAGAUCGCAGUCCACAACAUCCUCCACCAUGUCAGUGCUGAAACAAGGAGGCAUGUCAGGAAAAAGGACUUUUAAGGGACCAAGAACCAAACAGCCUUCACGAACCAACCAGCCCAGUCUGGAGGAGGACAUGAUGCAGUGCAUCGCAUACGCAACUGCAGAUCAGUACCAUUUACCAACCCUCUGUCACGAUCUCAUCGCUCAUGACUUCGCUGAAAUCAAAGAAUUUCCCAGAGAUGCUUCUAAUGUUUUGGUGAUGGGAACAGAGAACGCUGCAAAACCUUAUGAUAGUGGCACAAUAUUCAUCUUCAGAGAAGGCUCUGUGGUGUUCUGGAAUGUUGAAGAAAAAACUGUAAAGACCGUGAUGAGGAUACUGGAACAGCAUGAAAUUCAACCCUAUGAAGUCGCACUAGUCCACUGGGAAAAUGAAGAGAUCAGUUAUACAGUAGGAGAGGGUAAUUCAAAGCUCCAUCGUGGAAUUUUCUUGUUUAAUGAAGAGCUGGAUUAUGACCAGGUUGUUCUGGAGAAGUUUGCAUUUUCCAAUGCUUUAUCACUGUCAGUAAAACUAGCAAUAUGGGAGGUCUCUCUUGACAACUUUGUUGAGUCCAUCCAGUCAAUUCCUGAGCUGCUGAAGUCUGGACAAAGAGUGAAACUGUCCAGAGCUGAAGUUAUGCAGAAGAUAGGGGAGCUCUUUUCCUUGAGGCACUGCAUAAAUCUCAGCUCUGACUUACUGAUAACACCUGAUUUCUACUGGGACAGAGAAGAUCUUGAGCAGCUCUAUGACAAGACCUGUCAGUUCCUCAAUAUUAACCGGAGAGUCAAGGUUGUGAACGAGAAGUUACAACACUGCACUGAACUUACAGACCUGAUGAGGAAUCACCUCAGUGAGAAACACAGUCUCAGACUGGAGUGGAUGAUCGUCGUACUGAUUGCUAUUGAGGUGAUGUUUGAACUUGCUCGUGUAAUCUUCUGAAGACCAACAGAUGCAGUCUUAAAAUGGCAUACACUGACUCUUUGUAAACCAGCAAAUCAUUGUUUUCUAUAGUUGAAGUUCUCAUUGAUAAAUCAUUGUGUCUUUUGCUAUUCUUAAUGUUGACACUGACCUGAAAUAAAAGAAGUAUUGGAUAAA